This is a messenger RNA of Paraphaeosphaeria sporulosa, 802 nucleotides long. RefSeq lists its product as uncharacterized. Bases 169 to 639 code for a protein of 156 amino acids. Lineage: Eukaryota; Fungi; Ascomycota; Dothideomycetes; Pleosporales; Didymosphaeriaceae. The record is from RefSeq and is a predicted model, not a curated record. The transcript is spliced from 2 exons.
CAUGAGGGAACAUCGAGCACAGGCGGAGAUGUGAGAAUUCGAUCGCAUUGAGGAGGGAAACAUUUGGACUUUUCCCAUGCGCGGGACAGCGAACAGGCAUGGUUUGCUCGAGGGCGAUGCUGUGGUGGUCUGAAUCGAAUCAUUACUCUUUUUUGCACGCAAUAAUGAAUGCUCUUGACCGCGCUUUACGCAAGGCUUCGCCAGUUACUUUGCACCUCCAGCACUCUGCGACAUAGGCGCUGCUUGAGCGCUGCUGCCGCAUGCUGUAGAGAUUUGCACGUGAUACUCCGACUUCGGAAGGUGCGAUGCAGGCAGUUGCCAUUCAGCCGGCCGCUCAAGUGCGGUGCAGUCCAGAUGUCGCCUUGCCUCUUGCGACCAGUGAUGCAUGCGAGAUUCGCAAGCAGGGCGGGUAGCGCAGGCUGGUGGGCGGUGGAGGGCGGUAUGGCGUAUGCGGUGCGUGCAAGGAUGCGUAUUUUGGCGCGCAUGGCGGCAGAAUUAAGGAAGCAAGCCGAAGAAAACUUCGGCGGGUCCAUUCAAGCUAUUCAUUCAACAUGCUACUACCUCAUCGCUGAACGCCUCACAACACGCCCGCCCGCAAAGGCGAAGGAACUCAUUUCUCACCUCUCACGCAGUGCCUGAGACGGCUGCCCAGCACCUGCGCAGCACGCCAUAUCACCACCGUCGGACCCGCGAGAAACCCCACCACUUCCGUCAUGGUGCGCAACAUCGUGGUCCUCGGCGGCAGCAGCCACCCGCAGCUCACCCGUAAAGCUCUUCAGCCCUACACGUUUCGGCCUUUCUG